AUGAGUCAACACGCGUCACUAGAAAAGGCGGCUUCUCCCACCUCGGAUCUUAGUCAAGAUCCCGUCGACAGUUCCAAACCACCUACUUCUAGUCUUGACGUCCAGAAGAGCCAAUAUCCAUCCGAAACUCCUUCUGCACUAGAAACAUCGGUGAAAACCACGGCGAAAAGCAGCGCAAGUGAUCCAAAGACAUCGGAAUCAUCAACCAAAAGACACAGAAUCAACUUCAGCAGACCAAUACCCAUCAUGGUAGCUCCUAAGACGACAGUGACACGGUAUUCUGUCAAAGAGCCGUCUCCGCCAAUGAAACGUGCAAGCCCAGACACGCAAUAUCAAGAUUAUACACACCGCACGGCUUCCAGCUAUCCUUACGCCCCUAUAUGGGACGGCCACCAGAGGUCUAAACGUCCCAAGACAGAAGCAUCAAUGACGGGGUCUGCGUCGAGUGAUUCUACCCUGACACCACCCGCUAAUUCACCCGUCGAAUAUGAAUAUCAACUCCGAUCAAGCAAUCCAGAACAGCAGCCGUCAAGCAUGAGAGCCAACGGCAUGGCUGGAUAUCCUCCUCCCUUGCCUAGUGCAAUGGCUGCCCAUCAGCUGGAACGAUUCAGUGGAACUACAAAUCCGGACCAAGAACUCUUGCAACCUUCCAACGCUCCGUUCUGGAACACGUACAGUUCCAACCAGGCGUUUGGCCUGCUAUCACCGGCACAACAGCAACUAUCCGCGCGGGCCUACGAGAAGAUGCCUGCCAAUGCACCAACAACGAGGCAGAGGGCGCCAGUGAUGCCGAACCGGCAAGAAUUUACAUUUAUGCCUCCCGUAUCGACCGACGCACCCGAAUGGCCUUCCUACUACAGUGAUAGCCUGCCACCAACCAGAGAACAAACCACUCACGAGAGCCUCCGCAGCACAGAGAGAAGAAACCAACAACCCUACAGAGCACCUGCGAAGCCGAUCCACAAGACCCCCGAGACCCACGGAACCUGGGAAAAGUCCCCCUAUGGCAUCCCGUACGGCCCCGAGCGCCGCGAAGGCCGCAUUCGGACGCCCGAGUGGUACCGUCAGCAGGGCUACUACGUCGACGAAGACGAGGACGAGGCUCCUCCGGCCAAGAACCCAAACUUUGGCGGCCUGCCACGUGACAUCGACUUGGUCGCGCGCGAGGACAGAAAGAGGAAGGCGGUAGAUCCGCUCUACAGGGCACCUAGCCUGGAGCAAUCGCUGUCCAUGCUUACCCUGGAGGAGCGUCGCGAGACCGAAAGGAAGGAGAAGGAGGAGGAGGCCGAGCGCCUUCGCCAGCAGAGGGAGAAGAAGUUUCAAGAAGAGCAGGCCGGGUCGCGCUGGGUUGCGGUAAAGGCGGAGCGGAAGCGGAGGAGAGAGUUCCUGAAAUUGGUGGAGCAGUACGAGCGCGAGUGUCCGUAUAUCUCGGCAUCGCAGCCCGGGACUGCUUUGCCUGUGUGGAGUCAUUCAUCAACUACAAGCGAGAGAAAGAAUGGUAACAUGCGCGAGUUAGGGGGAAACUGGACUAUAAUUGAAGCUGGGGAUGACCCGUUUGUUAGCAAGGACCCAAAGGGUGACUCAAAUAUAAAUAUUAUUACUACGACUCCGACUCCUAAGGGACAAAAGUCAAAGAAUCUUCAGAACAACCAACAUCAAGCGCCAAAAGAAGCCAAAGAUGUAUGCCGCGAUCGAGAGGACACGCUAGCGCUCUACCGGCGCCAGAAAGAAGCCUGGGCCAAAGAAGACCGGGCGGCCGCCGCCGAAGUUAAAGUUCAUUGGCAGCCCCUGACUACCGACAGGGCGAUCUGGGAGCAGAAAAAGCAGCUGGAAAUGUGGAACCGCCGGAAGCAGGAGAGAGACGACUCCGAGAACGCGCCACCGAAUACAAAGUCGGACGCCUCUUCGGGGGUCAGAGAGCAGGGCUCAGGCUCUCUGGACCUUUUGGCACAAAAGACAAGGGUGCGAUUCGCAAACCUGGCAACCAAAACCCACGAGCAAAGCAAGUCUGCAGCAGACGAGAUGGUGGAUGGUGCGAUGGAUAUGCAAAUUGGAGAAAAGCAGUUGCCUUCGGACGCAUGGAGAUUGGACCAUGAGCCAAAGACUCCAGCCACAAAGCCGCCGCCGCCGAGGAUCAUACUCAAAGUUGGAGGUGUCAAAAGGCAAAGAGAGACAGAGGAAAGCCCCAUAGUCGUGGAGCCAGAGACAGGUGAUGUGGUUGCCAGCGAGGAUGAUAUUGCAGAGCAACAGAUGCUGCUUGAUAUGCAUAAAAACCGGCAUGAAGAGUCAAAGAAAAGCCCACAGACUUCCGUGCAGCCUGACACAAAAGAGAACAACAUACCGACAGAAAAUGAUGACGGCUGGCCACUGAUCAGAUGCCGAACUGGCCACAAGGAAGAAGCGUAUUCUUCAGGAUCAAACUCGCCCCUAGGAUCUGUGAACUUCCGGGCAAACUCCGCGUCAACAGAAAGCAGCAUCGAUUCUUGUGUUGGCACCCCUAGGGUAAGAGCUCUGUUGAUGCCAGACCUCGAAACGAAGAUUCAAGAAACCUCCUCAGUUGAGACAGAUUCACCAUCAACGAAUCAGGUGAAGGGCCAGAUCAACUCGAGCCAAGGUUGGUUCUGGACUCCAGAGAAAUGGCUCUCUGGUCAAAGUAUUCCCGAAGGAGUACACGACCCCAUCUCUGAAGGCUUCGCAGACGAGUGGACACCGAUAGGCGCACCUGCUUCAGAUGCCCGAGCCGCAGUACUGAUUGCAAAGGCGGCGUGGAGUACCCACAUGGCGGGCAAAGCAAAGCAGAUCCCCGAUAGGGAGAAAGGGUCGGCAGAGCAAGCUGAAGUCAUCCACAGAGAGCACCGCAAGUCCCAGACAGAGUUCAUGCUCAGCCCGGCAGCCUGUCUCACUGAAGAGGAAUACUGCAAGAUCUGGGCGGAAUGGGCAAGAUUGACAAGGAUCAAACUCUCCAGGGCAACCCAUGGACGUCGACUGCCUGAAGACGAGGGGUUAUGUGAAGGCAUGCUCGAGGCUUUUCUCGAAAUGAUGAAGCGGGCGUCUGUGGGGGCGUCUGUGUCCCACGGAGAGGCUUUGAAGAAGGAAUAUCACAGGUUCAAUGCAGCUAUCGUGUCGACGAUGAACAAUGACCAAGUGAUGCAGGAUAGCUCCGUGUCAACGUUUGGUGAGCUGGAUGUCAGUCCACAAUAUCAAAGUCAAGGAUCUGAGCCCGACAGACACACCAUCUUCAAUGGACAAACAUCCGACCUUGCUCAUACCUUGGCGACGACAGAGCUUGCUCCUCACGCGAAGCCAGAAGAUAUCGAUUCCGAUGACCUAUUUACAUACCGUCAUCAUCGAGUUCAUCAGUUGAAGGCAGAACAUGAUCCUCCUCCACGGGCGCAACUCGUCAAGAAGUCUGUCGAGAGAGGCAGCUUACAAAAGCUCGACCGCAAAAACCGCGAAUACUACACCACCCUGAUGGGUCUGGUUCAAGAAGAGCGGACUGCGCAGGUUCAUCCCCAGGCGAAUAGGGAUACAGACGGGACAGAUCGAGCAACUAGUUCGGGCCUCAGCGAGACAGGCAAUCAGGCAGGGUCGAAUGACAUUCAGAAACAGUGCGAAGCGCCCACCCUCAACCAGCCGGCCGUCGGUCCAGAUAGACCUUCUCUGGGGGUACCUGUUAACGUCUCUCUGGCGCAAGCCCGGGCAAUCGAGUUCUUCCGCCUACAGAUGGAGGAGCAGGAAGACAAGGAGGGCUGGAUAAAGAUACAGGCAGGGCUGAUUGCAAUGAUGCAAAAGUCUGAAGAGACCAGGAGGGAACUAGAAAAAUCUACAAAAAGGCUCAACGAAGCCAGGGCACAAUUCCGGGAGCAUUGGGGUGACGAAAUCUCGACGGACAAAGAUCCAUACCAAGAGGGUGACGGACUGGAGAGAGCGGGCAGGCGCAACGAUACCACUUCUACGACCACCGGCAUGUGGUGGGAUACGAAUGCAGCCAGACAAAAAGCCCAAGCAGACCUCCGUUAUCUUGAGCGUAGGCAGGAGGCUAGCUGGGCGAGCACACUACCCUCACCCGAAGUGGAUGCGGAGGAUUAUCGGAUGAGACGAGAUCUAGGGAGGAUCAAGAGGUUGCUGAACCAGCUGAAUAUCGCACGCCUCAAGCUCGACGAUCCAGAGGAAUGCGAGGAUUCUUCAGAUGGAGAUACUACGUUGACCGUAUCGGCCUUUGGGGGGCGAUAA
Messenger RNA from Pyricularia grisea, 4233 nucleotides. RefSeq lists its product as uncharacterized. The record is from RefSeq and is a predicted model, not a curated record. The coding region runs from base 1 to 4233 and encodes 1410 amino acids. NCBI's taxonomy places the organism in Eukaryota, Fungi, Ascomycota, Sordariomycetes, Magnaporthales, Pyriculariaceae. The transcript has 4 exons.